AUGAUGAUAUUUGAGAUUCAUUUGUUGUCCGGAAUGAGCACUGGUGUCACUAUUAAUCAGGUAAAAAACAUUGCGUCGGGUUUGUCGAAGUGUUUAGCACACAUAUUUUCAGGUGCUCGCAACAACUUGGAAACAGUAACUUCAUCGAAUUCAUCACCUGAAGACGAAGAAGGCGAAGUGAUGGACCGUAACCAAACAACCACCUCCGAAUCAAUGGGUGAUCGCUUGCAUAAGAGUCUGAUCAAAUCAAUCAAAAAAGUGCAAAGAGAAAUACGAAAAAGACAGCGAACCAAAGCUUACAGAAAAAGAGGAAGAAAAGGAGGACCUCGUUAUGAAGAAGACAAAGUGGAGAGCGCUGACCUAAUAUCACUUAACGAUCCACUUAUUCGACAAAUACGCAACAGUCUGAUCGGAACCAUCAAAUAUCUGCAAUUUAGACAGUCGGCUCGCAACAAUUCGGGAACAGUCAAUUCCACCGAGAAAUUCAUCUUCACUCCGGAAACGGACAAUUCCACUGAGAGAUUCAUCUGCAAUCCGGAAAUAGUCAAUUCUACCGAGACAUUCAUCUGCAAUCCGGAAACAAUCAAUUCUACCGAGAGUAUCAUCCACAGUCUGGGAACACUCAAUCCCAACGAUCUAUUGAUUCGACUGAUACGUGAUAGUCUGAUGGGUGCAAUCGAAAUUAUUCAAGACGAACACUUUGAUGAUGGAGUCAAUUCAACUGUGAGAUUCAUCUGCAAUCCGGAAACGCUUAAUUCUACCGGAAGAUUCAUCUGCAAUCCAGAAAUAGUCAAUUCUACGGAGACAUUCAUCUGCAAUCCAGAAACAGUCAAUUCUACGGAGACAUUCAUCUGCAAUCCAGAAACAGUCAAUUCUACCGAGACAUUUGUCCGCAGAUCGGAAACAAUCAAUUCUGCUGAGAGACUCACCUGCGAUCCGAAAACAAUCAAUUCUGCCGAGAGCUUCAUCUGCAAUCCGGAAACAAUGGAUCUGUCGAGAGAUUCAUCUGCAAUCCGGAAACAAUCAAUUCUGCCGAGAGAUUCAUCUGCAAUCCGGAAAUAG
Messenger RNA from Anisakis simplex (herring worm), 1062 nucleotides. Lineage: Eukaryota; Metazoa; Nematoda; Chromadorea; Rhabditida; Anisakidae. The record is from the annotation of a GenBank genome assembly.